AUGGCCUUGCCCCAACAUCCUAUUUCACGUCCUAUUCACGCAUCUCAAGCCGUGUCUCACCCAAACUACCGCCUCAUGCAGCAACCCGGCCAGCCGGGCCAGCCGGGCAUUCCCAUGUUCACCGGUUAUGCCAGCGCCAUGAGUGUCGUCCGGCCCCAGCCCGGCAUCGGCAUGAACAUGGUUCAACAGCAGCAACAGGCGGCAAUGAUGCAACAGCAGCAGCGGCAGCAACAAAUGCUCUCCGCGACGCAGCAGCAACACCAUAAUCUUGCCCAGGUCCAGGCGCAGGCAGCGCAGGCAGCGCAGGCCGCCCAAGUCCACACUCAAGCACAUACUCUGCAGCAGCAAGCGCAACAGCAGCAAACUCUGCAACAACAACAAUUGGCUCAACAGCAAGCAGCAGCAGCGGCGGCGGCGCAAGCCCAAGCCCAAGCCCAACAGCAAGCAGCCCAGCAGGUUGCAUCCCAACAGCAGCAACAACAGCGACCAAUGGCUGGCCACCAAAUCUCUGCCUCUCCACAUCUUCAACAAGCCUUCUCCGUCAAUGGGCCAACGGCUGCCCUCCAUCCCCAACACCACGCGGGCUAUGCCCAGCAGGCAGGCGUUGGUAUGCCAGCCCAAAGGCCACCUGGCGCCCAGAUCCGUCCCCCGAGAGGUGGUCCGGUGCGCCCCGGGCAACCACAGGCCGUCGCUGUGCAACAGGCGACCACAUUCCAGCAUACUACCAUGCAACAGCCAGGUCAGCAACCUGGCCAGGCUCAGCACCCGCAGCACGCAGCGGGCCAGAUGACUCCUCAACCACAACAUGCCACUCCGGGAGGUAUAGGUCAGCCUGCACACGCGCAGCAGACGAGUGCCGAGCAGCACCAGUUGGCAGCACACAACGCGUACAACAUGUCUAGAGGCGCAUCCGUCCAGUCGCCGAUGGUUCAGCCAUUACCCACUCCCGAUUUCUUGCUCAAGCUCUACGUCUACGACUUCCUGACCACCCACGAGCUCACGAACACGGCGACUGCGAUGCGGAACGAAGGAGGCAUUGGCGACCAGCCGAUGCAGAUUGCUCACCCAAAGAUAGACUUAGCCGAAUUAUGGACCGUCUUCUGGGAGUAUGCAUGUGCAGGGAAGGGGCCCGGGGCGAUCAACAACCCAGCCGUCUUCGCUGACACCCUCCUGAAAAUGCGCAACAUGGCCUCGCAGAUCAACGCUGCAGGAGGGCCCAGUCCACAACCGGUCCAGCAGUUUCCGGGCGCUGCCGCUGCCGGAGCGGCACUAGCGCGGGGUCCAUCACAGCAGCAGGCUCAUGCUGCAUUCAUCGCCCAACAGCAGCAGGCAGCCCAGCAGGCAGCGCAACAGGCUCAACAGCAUCAGCAACACGCCCAUCAGCAACACGCCCAUCAGCAACAGGCCCAACAGCAACAGGCCCAACAGCAACAGCAGCAGGUAGCCCAGCAAAUGGGCCAGGCGCAGCAGCAGGCCGGCAUGUCACCAGCUCAGGUCGCGAUGCAAGCGCAACACCUGCAACAGCAGCAGCAACAGCAACAGCAACAGGCACAGCAACAGCAACAGCAACAGCAACAGCAACAACAGCAGCAACAGCAACAGCAACAGCAACAACAACAGCAACAGCAGCAGGCGAGCCAGCAGCACAUGCUGCAGCAGCAACAACAGCAGCAACAGGCAGCGCAUGCUCAGCAACAGGCAGCGCGAUUCCAGGCCGCUGGCUCUCCGGCUCAACACACUCGUCCGCCUCCUAGCCAGCAGCACGUCUACGCGACCCCCCAGCCCGCGCACAUGGUGAUGCAGCCGCCGUCCCAGGCUCCACCAAGCCAUCCCUCGCCUAUGCAGCCAUCGCCUCGUAUGGUCACCCAGCAGGCGGGAGUGAUGCCUUCACCAUUGCAAAAGCCAGCCCGGCCUCCGAACGGCGGACCUGUCCCGGGCGGGACGCCGACGCUGUUGCACACGGCGCUUUCCCAGCAGGGCCUGCCCUUGAGCCAGCCGCGAAGUGGUACGUUCAUGCAUCAGGCCACUCCACAGGCUGCUGUUGCUAGCCCUGUUGGUUCCAUCACGCCUCAGCAGCAACAACAUGCUUCGCCUCACCCUUCCUCCCUUCAAAUGGCCCAGAUGCGUCAGCAGAUGGAGCAGCAAAAGCAGACACAGGCGGUCAACCAGCAUAUGCAGCAUCAGCAGCACCACCACCCAGGUUCUCACCUGCAACAGCAGCAGAUGAUGCAACAGCGUGCGGGCAUGCUUCCGCAUCCCCAGGGCCAGCCGGGGAUGGGCAACACGCAACAGCAGAUCAUGCUCCAGCAGCAGUUCCAGCAACAGCAACAGCAUCAGCACCAGCAGAUCAAUGCCCUGGCUCAGCAAGCAGGCAUUCCAAACGUUAAUCCCGGUGUUAUGAGCAGUGUGCUUCACUCGAGUGGACUGGCGGGACGCGAUUUGAAGUCUGCCCUUCAACCACACGAACUGACAAUGAUCAAGGAAGAGUACGGAAAGAAGCUCCUUGACCAUCAUCGCAUGCAGCAAGCGCACGCGCAGGCGCACGCGAGUAGGUCCCCGGUCAUCGCUGGCAAGGUCAUGGUGGGAUCACACGCUGCGCAGCCGGUGCAGCAAGGACUCCAACGACAACCGGGUGGUGCGACCCGUCCUCACAGUGUUGCUUUUAACGGCUCUACGCCGAUGCAGCAGGCCGAAUCCAGCCAGGGUGCUGCUACUCGCGGCAAUACGCCACCGGAUCGCAAGCGCCAGCGUCGCGACUCUGGUAGCGCGGCUCCGAGCCCGUACAUCCAGCCACAGACGCUGCAGGGUGGGUUCCAGCCCAACAUGGCCAUGGGCCAGCCGAUGUCUGUCACUGGCGGCAGCCAGCAGGGCCGCGUGCCAAUGAACGGCGGGAUGGAUGGGCACAGUCCAGGCAUGCCUGGACAAUCGCCGCGCAUGAUGCCCAACGGAAUCCCCAGCCACUCGAUGCAACGCAACCAGAGCAAGCCGGGCGAUGGGUCGAUGCCUCCACCACAAAGCCCAGCAGGUACGAGCCUUGGUCGAAAGACGCCACAAGCUACGGGCAUGAGUGGCAUAACGCCAAAGAUGCAAAGCACCGAUGUGAACCGCGACCAGGGUACACCAAAGUCGCUCCGCAACUCGCCCAACAACAACACGGGCGCGCCUCAACCCGAGUCGCAAAACCAGCCUCCUUCUCAUGGCCUAACCCCUUCCCCUCCCAACGCAUCCACCACCGCAAACGCGAGCAAUACAGGUGACACGUCCAACCAACACGGCGUCAACUCGAACGGUCCCGUAGGGCCAAACGUUUUCGACUUGUCAGGCGUGAAUGCGUCUGGCAACAACGGCCAGUCGCUCAUAGUGGACGCCUUCCCGCAACAGGAGGCCGAUCUCUCAGAUUGGCUCAACAACUUGCAGGAAACGUUUGACAUUUCCCAGUUUAUCCAAGACGGGGACGAUGCCGACGUCAACGUCAACUUCUAA
Messenger RNA from Cutaneotrichosporon cavernicola, 3483 nucleotides. RefSeq lists its product as uncharacterized. Bases 1 to 3483 code for a protein of 1160 amino acids. NCBI's taxonomy places the organism in Eukaryota, Fungi, Basidiomycota, Tremellomycetes, Trichosporonales, Trichosporonaceae. The record is from RefSeq and is a predicted model, not a curated record. The transcript is spliced from 6 exons. Gene Ontology annotation, cellular component: nucleus.